Drosophila mojavensis is the source of this 1692-nucleotide messenger RNA. RefSeq names its product scoloptoxin SSD14. Gene Ontology annotation, molecular function: glutathione gamma-glutamate hydrolase. The transcript is spliced from 2 exons. Gene Ontology annotation, biological process: glutathione catabolic process. Gene Ontology annotation, cellular component: plasma membrane. Bases 65 to 1573 code for a protein of 502 amino acids. Lineage: Eukaryota; Metazoa; Arthropoda; Insecta; Diptera; Drosophilidae. The record is from RefSeq and is a predicted model, not a curated record.
UGCCGAGAUCGGUGGCACCAUAUUGGACGAGGGUGGCUCGGCAGCCGAUGCAGCCAUUGCCACAAUGUUGUGCGAGGGCGUUGUGCUGCCGCACAGCAUGGGCUUAGGUGGUGGCUUCACUGCCACCAUUUACACCAAGAAAACCGGCCACAUGGAGGUGUUGACUGCGCUUGAAACGGCGCCAGCUGCAGUUACAGAAGACAUGUUCGUUGGCCAGGAGAAUAUCAACGGGGCAAUAACGAGUGGUGUGCCCAGUGCGGUCUACGGUUACUGGAAACUGCAUCAAAAAUAUGGCAAGUUGCCCUGGGAGCGUCUCUUUGAACCGACUAUCGAGAUAUGUCGACGUGGUAUUUUGGUCUCACGCCAUUUGGCUGGCGCUUUGGCCCACAAUGAGGAGCAUAUUCGCAAUGAGAUCUCCAUGUCAGAGGUCUUUAUUAAUCCGGCUACUAAUGAUCCAUAUAAGGAGGGCGAGAUCAUGUACCGACAUGUUUUGGCAAAUACACUGGAAAUUGUUGCUAUAGAAGGGCCGGAGGUUAUUUAUCGCGGUGGUCGCAUUGGCCGCAUGCUCAUCGAGGAUAUAAAGGCCACGGGUGGCAUUAUUACCGAACACGAUCUAAAAGAUUACGAUGUACGCUGGGAGAAACCUCUACGUGCUCGCAUCAACAAUGGCCAUGAGCUGUUUACGUCGCCAUUGCCCAGCAGCGGAGCCGUAUUAGCCUUCAUCUUGAACGUCAUGGAAUCAAUGUAUGUGAGCAGCAGAGACAAGUAUUGGCAUCGUUUGAUUGAGACGUAUAAGCAUGCGUUUGGGUAUCGCACCAAAUUGGGUGACAUUCACUUUGAGCCCUCGGUGCGGGAGAUCUACAAAAAUCUAAUCAAUCCGAAAUUUGCAGCAAAGAUUCGCAAGCUCAUCUUGGACGAUCGAACGUUUGAAGAUAUCUCUUACUACGGGGCCAAUUACAGCAAUGUCGAAGAUCAUGGCACGGCUCACAUUUCUGUGCUGGCGCCCAAUGGCGAUGCCAUCUCGGUGACCAGCACAAUUAACGGACCCUUUGGUGCCAAGGUGCGAUCCCGUCAAACGGGCAUCAUACUGAACAAUGAGAUGGACAACUUCUCGAAGCCGGACGUAAUGAGUGCCUUCAAUAUACCCGCUAGUCCGGCCAAUAAUAUAAAGCCCGGCAAGCGUCCUAUGUCCUCCAUCUGCCCCAGCAUCGUACUCGACGAUGGUGGUAAUGUGGCGCUGGUGGUGGGCGGUGCCGGUGCCUUCAAAAUAACCACCUCAGUGGCACAAGCGAUUCUCCACUAUUUCGUACUGCGCGAGCCCAUCCAGGAGGCGGUCAAUAGCGGCCGGUUGCACCAUCAUCUGGUGCCCAUGGUGAUCGACGCGGAGCCAGAGGUGCCCAAACAUACCAUCAAUUACUUGCUCAAUCUCGGUCACAAGGUCAACAUUCUGACCAAGGAUACAGCCUUUUCCGCUUUGACAGCCAUCGGCUACAUGGAAGAUGAGCCGGAGCCCGUUUGCGACCAUCGGCGCAUUGGUAGCGCCGUUGUCGUAGAGCUCACCAAUGAUAAUUGAACCGAGAUCUCAGCAUAAAGCACACACACCUCUAUUGUUAUAUCUCAGUUAGUUAUCAACUAUCUAUUAUUAAUUACAGUUUGGAAUAAAUUUUAAAACCUUUGCUAUUUAUGCACUCA